UAAAUUAUAAUUUAUUAUUAUAAAUAAUAAUAAGUGAGAAAAUGCCCUACAGUAAUAAAAAAUGUUCAUUAAAAAAAGGAAAUAUUAAAAAUAUAUAUAUUUUAGAAGCAUGUAAACAUCAAGAUUUAAUUAGUACAAAUGGUAUACAUUUAUUUUACAAUUCAACUCAAUCCAAAAAAUAAAAACGGAGGAUCACUUGAAUGGGUAUAGAAUUUUAAUAUAUGCUGGACCUUAGUUUUCAUGUUUCCCAAUAUAAAAAACAAGGAAAAUUAAAUAAUUUCAGAAAGCACCCAAGAAACAUCAGUAUCAAAACUAUUUAAGUAAAAUAAUGUAACCAAAACAAAAAAUUAGAACCUUAUCUUUUUGACAAAUACAGUACUAUAUUUUUCGCCGGAUGAAGGGAAAAUAAUCAUUCAUUUUGGUAAUUUUAGUAACAGAGCAGGGAUAUAAAAAUAAAUAGAAUUCACGAUGAUAAAUAUCGUUUUAAAAUAAUUUGCAAUAUUUUGAUGUUUGAAUGAACUAACCAAUAUGUUUUCAUUUGAUAACAAUGAUUUGGUCCAAAGUUGAAUAAUUUACAAAUAAUGGUCUGUCAAACGUAGGCUAUCUUCUUAUCAAUCCUCCAAGAUGUUUGAUAAGGGCGGGCAUGCCCUUGGAAAACAUGAGGUAAUAGUGCACCCAGUGAACGAUAAGCCCUUGCAAUCGUUUUUUUAAAUGGACUGUUAUGUGGCCUAAUCUAACCCAGUUAUUUGUAGACUGUCCACCAAACGGUCAGCUUUGUGGGACUCACAUUUAUUACAGCAAGGGACACCGAUACCGGCAUCUGCAACUAUGACGGGCGAUGACAGAGAUACAACCAAAAAACAGCGAACUUUGAUCAGGACUUAACAUACACCCCGGCGGUACCCAUCCUACCGCGUCCGAAUCCCGACUCCCGGACAUCCUCCUGUUCCGCGCCUCGAUGACGGCUCCCCAGAAGUACCGGUACCCUAAUCAGCUGGCAGAUUACGAGAUAUCAGAAGGUAUAUAUAAAGAGGUAGAAAGCAGCCGCUCGUCAGAUAACAGAGCCGACCUACUUGUUGCUCUGUGUGGAGGGGAUUUCAACUCUUCAGUAUCAGCCAUGUCUCAGCACCGUAGGGUCAUCGAGUACCUCAACAACUCCAAUUGUAUUCAAGUCGCUACCAAUGUGACGGAGCAGAAGCAUAAAGUCUCAAGGGACAAGAGAGGUCAAGUUCUUGGAAAUGUCCGAGGUUUCAGGGGCUGUACUGUCUGGUUCACAGGACUGUCUGGUGCUGGUAAAACAUCCAUUUCGUUCCAUCUGGAGGCAUAUCUGGUUUCAAAAGGUAUUCCAGCCUAUGGUUUGGAUGGAGAUAAUAUUAGGACAGGGCUCAACAAGAAUCUUGGCUUUAGCCCUGAAGAUAGAGAAGAAAAUAUACGUAGGGUCGCUGAGGUGGCCAGACUCUUUGCUGACAGCGGAGUCGUAGCAUUGUGCAGUUUUGUAUCUCCUUUUUCCCAGGACAGAGAAUUGGCCAGAAAAAUCCACAAAGAUAAUGACUUACCCUUCUUUGAAGUUUUUAUUGAUACUCCAAUAAAUGUCUGUGAGCAAAGGGAUGUUAAAGGCCUCUAUAAAAAAGCUAGACAAGGAGUAAUAAAAGGGUUCACUGGAGUUGAUCAGCGAUAUGAAAAACCAGAGCAUCCGGAUUUAAUUGUCAAAACAGUAGAGAUGACAGUGGAAGAAAGCUGCAUGCAAGUUGUGGAACUUCUUCAGCAACAUGGAAUCAUUCCCUCAAAUCUGGAGAACAGUACCAGAGUAAAGGAGUUGUAUGUUGAUGACAAUAGACUAGAAAAAGCUAUAAAGGAAGCAAGUGGGCUCCAACAGUUGCCUAUCAAUGAAGUGGAUCUCCAAUGGGUUCAAAUUUUGGCGGAAGGAUGGGCAUCUCCUUUGGAGGGCUUCAUGAAUGAAGAUCAGUUUUUGCAGGUAAUUCACUUUAACUGCUUGGAAGGAAUGAAUCAGUCCAUUCCUAUAGUGUUACCAGUUGCCAGCUCAGAUAAGGCUAGGCUAGAAAACUGUACCGCAUUCACUCUAAGUUACAACGGGCGUCCAGUUGCAAUUUUAAGGAAGCCACAGUUCUAUCCACAUAAAAAAGAAGAGAGGGUUUGCAGACAGUUUGGAACAUCCAACCAUAAUCAUCCUUACAUUAAGAUGGUUUAUGAAAGUGGAGAUUAUCUUGUUGGAGGAACUUUAGAAGUCCUUGGAAGAAUUAAAUGGAAUGAUGGUUUGGACAGAUUUAGGUUGACUCCAAAUGAACUAAGAGAAAAAUUCAAAGAGUUGGGUGCAGAUGCAAUUUUUGCUUUCCAGCUGAGAAACCCUAUUCAUAAUGGACAUGCUCUUCUAAUGCAAGACACUCGAAAAAGACUCAUUGAAAGAGGCUAUAAAAAGCCAGUAUUACUUCUUCAUCCUCUUGGAGGUUGGACCAAAGAGGACGAUGUUCCACUUCCAGUUAGGAUGGCCCAGCAUGAGGCAGUCCUUGCAGAGGGAAUCCUUGAUCCUCAGUCUACUGUUCUUGCUAUAUUUCCCUCUCCAAUGAUGUAUGCAGGCCCAACUGAGGUUCAGUGGCAUGCUCGGGCAAGGAUGAUGGCUGGUGCUCAGUUCUACAUUGUAGGUCGAGACCCAGCAGGAUUACCUCAUCCUGAUCCUUCAGUAGGAGGUGACCUUUAUGAUCCAACUCAUGGUGGAAGAGUCCUUUCCAUGGCUCCAGGACUUGACCAGCUUGAGAUAAUCCCUUUCCGUGUUGCUGCAUUUGACCAAGCAAACUCAAAAAUGGACUUCUUUGACCCAAACUUUGCUAAGACAGGAACUUUACCACCGAAGGGUUUCAUGGCACCAACUGCUUGGAAAAUCCUUUCUGACUACUACCAAUCCUUGCAAAAUAAUUGAAUCAAAUUAAAGGAUCCACAUAUAUUGGUGCUAAGAUCAAAACCUAUGAGAUCAAUUUUACUAUAAUUAAUAUCUUAUGUACAAUUGACCAUAAGAAAAAAAAAAAAGAUGGCGAAUUAAAUCUCAUCAUUUAUAAUCAAAACUGAUAAAACUUCUUAAUAAGUUUUACAUUUAUUUUAUGUUAGAUUUUACUUAACUGAUCGGUCAGUUAUAAUUUAUACAUUUUAUAAAUAAAUUAGUUAGGUUAUAUUGGUGAAUUGUAUUUGACAAACAGUAUUCUACUUAGGCAAUUGUAUUUAUGAAUAAGAUCACAUUGUUACUAUUAAAAGUUGUAUAAAUGCUUUGAAAACGUUUUUUUAGCCAAUUCAGAAAAUUACUAUUGUGAUAAACAAAACUAAAUUUUUGUUUUACCUCACUUAUAUUUAUUUUAAUUAUUUUAAUGAGCACGAUCAAGGAAUUAGACAUUCAAAUACAUUUUUUGUUAUUAGUACUGUGCAAUAAUUGUUAUUAUUUGUUGUUUUGUUAUAAUUGUUAUGUAUACAUAUUUUCUAUGUAUAUAAUGGAUAUUAUAUUGUUACAAUUAGAUUAUCAGUUAAAAUUAAUUGUAUAUAAAUAAAUAUGUAUAAUUUUUUGUGUAUUGGAGAAUAUUAUAUAAAUAUACACUGCAGAUUAUUAUUAACAUAAUAAAUAUAUGAAGUUAUUCUUUUUUGUUUUUCUAUAAUUUUUCCCUAUCAAGUCAAUAGAGAAACAUUGGCAUAUUGCUGAUUGUUAUAGUUUAUGAUUAGAACUAGGGUGGUAUUUCAUCAACUUAAGGUCUCUAACUAUUGUUCUAAAUCAAUUUUUUUUUUUUUUUAAUUUAUCCCUUAUCUUGCCGGGAAGUAUAAAAGGAAUUGUUCUAUACGCACAACCAAGCCUAUUCCAACCAUAGUAGAAACGUGAAUUCAUUCCAUAGGUUCCUCACAACAUAUAUUUC
Molecule: messenger RNA, 3908 nt
Organism: Nezara viridula (southern green stink bug)
Lineage: Eukaryota; Metazoa; Arthropoda; Insecta; Hemiptera; Pentatomidae
Source: the annotation of a GenBank genome assembly